This is a messenger RNA of Penicillium cosmopolitanum, 255 nucleotides long. RefSeq lists its product as uncharacterized. The transcript has 2 exons. The record is from RefSeq and is a predicted model, not a curated record. Bases 1 to 255 code for a protein of 84 amino acids. NCBI's taxonomy places the organism in Eukaryota, Fungi, Ascomycota, Eurotiomycetes, Eurotiales, Aspergillaceae.
AUGACAGCAGCCCAGCUCGAGUUUAAAAUGAUAUCGAUGGUUAUAACAGAGCUACAAUACGUAUACAGGUGUCCUCCAAGCUAUGUUCUUUUGCACUAUCCAUAUGGCCGGAGUGAAAAGCCUGUGGGAGUUCGCCACAACCGAGGAAAGGAACCUAUUCUGAGCCGGAAUAAUGCUCUGAGACUAAGAAACGCGGGCUUCACCAUCUGUCGCUUGGCGACUAGGGAUUCGAAUCGUACCCACGGCUACCUCUGA